Molecule: messenger RNA, 850 nt
Organism: Drosophila hydei
Lineage: Eukaryota; Metazoa; Arthropoda; Insecta; Diptera; Drosophilidae
Exons: 4
Coding region: 326-850 (174 amino acids)
Source: RefSeq, a predicted model, not a curated record
CUCACACACACAUACACACACACAUACACACACACAUACACACACAAAUACACACACAUUAACAUAGAUAACUCUAAGAUAACUGUUAUAAACAAUAGAUCGCAUGGUCCAGAAUCUGUCUUUUCAUUAAACGCUUUGUGCCGAUAAAAUGUAUCCAAAACUUCCGUUUGCUAGCCCAAUUGUUGACCAAUUAUUGAUGAAUUUGUUGCUUAUCAGCCGUUGGGUCAUUUAGCAAUUGAGCUCGUUGUUGUGCUGCAUUCAAGCAGAGCGGAUAUAUUCGAUAUGUCGGCGUAUUUUAUAAAAUAGUUGACAGAAUAUUUUGCAAAUGGCGCUGCUUUGGUUCACGGUGCAGCUGAUACUGCUCUGGUUUGCGGUGGAGAUCAACGGCUUGGCCAAGUUUACAAACGUCGAGUGCACUAGCCAGGAUGCCAAUUUAACCAUCUUCACUUCCUGUCGCCUUUAUGCGGUUAAGCGUGACGUCGUUGAAAUGAGCGUGCGAGUAAAGAUCAUACAGUUUCCAAAAAAGCCAAUUGCGAUGCGAAUUCAGUUGCUGAAGCGUGCCAGCGGCUAUAAGCCCUUCCUUUACGACAUUAAACACUGCAAUAUGUGCGAGUAUCUGGAGAAACGGAAUCAUCCAUUUGUGAACAUUGUCUUCAAUAGCUUCGCCAAUCAUACAAAUGUCAACAAGUGUCCCUUGCCUUCUGAGCUGCGUGUGGAGCAUUUUCGGUUUCCGGUCAAGUCGCUCGAUUUUCUACCUCUGCCUGGCGGCGACUAUGCGAUCUAUUCGACGUUCAGCUUGGACCAUCGAGAGCGCGUCUCGCUCAAGGUGUUCUUUUCGCUAACCGAAUAA